This is a messenger RNA of Pyricularia oryzae 70-15, 2987 nucleotides long. RefSeq lists its product as uncharacterized. Gene Ontology annotation, cellular component: endomembrane system. The record is from RefSeq and is a predicted model, not a curated record. Gene Ontology annotation, molecular function: 1-acylglycerol-3-phosphate O-acyltransferase activity. The transcript has 2 exons. NCBI's taxonomy places the organism in Eukaryota, Fungi, Ascomycota, Sordariomycetes, Magnaporthales, Pyriculariaceae. Bases 847 to 1812 code for a protein of 321 amino acids.
CUACAUUUACCUAUCCACGACCUGUAAUUACCAGCAAAGAUUGUGUAGCUCAAUAUCUUUGUUUCUCUUUGCUCUUAUUUGCUUUUCUUUUGCUUGUUGUUGUCGUUACAUCGGCUUCUACAUACUCCAUCUCUCCCAUGGUCAGUAAGCCCUCGUGACACUUUUUUUUCGAGUCUAGUGGCACGCGGUCAGUGGACUUCGCUGCCAGAAUCAACCCGAUGACCGACCUCCAUAUUCGAUCGAUGCUGAGUUGCAUCGCCCACAAUUUGAGACGGGUCGUCGCUUGUGAUUUCUUGCAGUCGUCAGGGUUCGAGCCCCAUUUCCGUUGCAAAAGAUGAGGUAGGAAAUGAAGUCAUUGCUUCAACUUUAGGGCCAAUUCACCAUAUUGUUUUCCAAGUUGAAGCAGCUACUUGAUAGUUGGUCUGAAUAAGGCUGGCGAACUAGCUAGCCCCAAAAUCAUCUGCUGCUUAGGUUUAGCCUACUGGUCGGCGACAGCGGGCUGAUCAUGGUUCGUCUCACCGCACACGCAUAAAUGAUGGAACGGCUCGACUUUACAAAAAUGUUGCACAGACCAUGACAAACGAUCUCCAAUCCUGAAACCCAAAUUGUGCAUCCGUUAUUAUCGUUGCUUCGGCCUCUCUCCCAGCCAUUGUGUCCCUGUCGGUAAUCGCUUCUUUUUGUUCUGGUUUUAUUCCCCUUGAUUUCCUGUUCAAGUUUGAGGUCAAACUCCGCGCCAAGCUAUCACCAUAGCUUCAGCUUCAUAAUCUCGAUUGAGAGAUCCAGACCCCCAACCCCCAACAAAACCCAAGCACACAGUCAAAAGUUACCACCAACACCCAUCACAUCAUGGCGCGCAAGGGGAGCGGGACCUGGUUCACCCAUGUCCGCGGCGCCAUUAUCGUGUUCCCCUGGGUAGUCUGGUUGCUUCUGAUUGACAUUUCCGUCUCGGCACUGCUGCUCAUCAAAUCGCUGUUCCCCAACUUCACCUACGACCUGUCGUCAGCGCUUGCAUGGACAGUCUGGCGCUGGAUCCAAUGGAUCUUUGAGGACGUCAAUGGCGCGCGCGUCACCAUCUCGGGCGACCCUCUGCCGGCCAACGGCGAAAGUGCCGUCAUUGUCGCCAACCACGUCAGCUGGAACGACUUUUACAUGGUCCAGGCGGUCGCAGUGCGCGCCGGAAUGCUCGGUCGCUGUCGCUACUUUGCCAAGAUCCAGCUGCGCGCCGUGCCUUUUCUGGGCUGGGGUUUGUGGGCGCUUGGGAUGCCCAUGGUAACGAGGAACUGGCUCCGGGAUAGGGAUGAGCUCAAUAGGGUUUUUGAGGGUAUUGUGAAUCGGAGGUGGCCUACCUGGCUCGUAUCCUUCUCGGAAGCCACCCGCUUCACGCCCAAAAAGUACGAAGAGUCAAAGCAGUGGUGCGCGACCAACGGCAAGCCGCAGCCCCAGCACCUCCUCUACCCGCGCACAAAGGGCUUCAUCGCCACGGUUCAGCACCUCCGGCACGCUUCGCACGUGAAGGCCGUCUACGACCUCGCCAUCGCGUACCAAAAGGACGGCUCCUGGAUGGUGGCGCCCGUAUUCUGGGACACGCUGAGCGUGCCGGGCCUCUCGGCCCCCGGGCCCCACGGCUUCCGAUUCCACGUGCACGUGCGCCGCUUCCCCAUCGAGGAGCUGCCGCGGAGCGACGCGGAUCUGGCGCGCUGGCUGGAGCAGCGCUGGCUGGAUAAGGGAGAGUGGCUGGAGGGGUUGCGGAAGAGGUGGGCCGAGGAGGAGAAGGAUGAGGAAAGCAGGGCUAUGGACGGUGCGAAAGUGUGAGUGGUAUACAUAAUUGUUCCAGUGCUAUGAGGGAAAAAGGAAUCAAGGGCGGUUUGCGCCUGACGCAAUGACAUAAUCUGGUCCGGGCCUUUUUCUCCGUCUGCCGAUCAUGUUGUCGUUGUGCGGCACACGCAACAAAAAGCCAGUCGCUGGUAACAGGCUCGGUCUCCGGGAUGUUUGUGUUUGUGUGACCAUGCGCGGGUGUCUGCCGGCGUCUUUCUUUCGUAUGUUCCAUCAGCCCAUUCAUCAUGUGGUUAUCGUCAUGUAACCAAAACCUGGCUGAUCUCGGCUUUCACAAAGCCGCCAGGCGAAAGCAAACCAUAGUACCGCUUACAUGCAUGCACCGGUUCUUCACAGCUGCACGAUGCAUCAUGCAGCAAGAACCAAGUUAUUGAAAGCGGUGUGAGGGGAUUUUUCUAUCCGGCGUUGUCGAGGAGAAGUCCAACGGCUUACAAGUCAGCUUGUGACAGUCAAAGUAGGCCCCUCUCUCCAAAGCUAUGUGUAUAACACCGGUGAGGCCAAGCGAGCUCGACUUCCGGCAUGUUACAACGGCGGUGCGACCCCAUCCUCGAAGUUUCGUCUUAUCAGGAGUGCAUUUAUUGCUUCUCCAGUUCUGUGUCGUAUCUAUUUUCGUUUUCGUCUUUGACGAACCUGGGCAGACAAAUAUGCCACGCAUUGAGAAGUGUCCCUUUUCCCUGGGAGAUCUACUGUGUGCGAGCCACUGCGGGUUGAAUUUAUUUACCUUUAUAUUCUGCAGAGUGGCCAUGCGCAUAAUUUCGCAACUUGCGGAAUCAAAUGCGGCAUGUACCAGGGGAAAUAGAGCUUGGCUUGCAGCUGGCGAAUAUGCGCUUCAUAGUUGCAUCAUUAUCGCGUACUGUAGGUCUAACUGCAGCAACAAACCUAGCCUCCCUUCGAAGAGUUCUGGAAGCACUUGUUGAGUAAAAAUUGGGAUCCCUAAAAAUUUAGCGUUUCUUGCUGCAACUCCAUAGUUCCAUGUCAAGCAGAGACAUACCUAGGGCUAGCCACAUCUGUUUCUGUACUGAAUCACUCACUUCUGCAGAACUCUGGAUUCUCGUUUCUUGCUGAUCGACGUAUUUGUCUCAACAACUGCAUAUUGUACACCCAGCCAAGCUACCGUAAUCCACCUAAAGUGCAUUACUACACAAGCUACAGUC